This is a messenger RNA of Paramecium pentaurelia, 717 nucleotides long. Lineage: Eukaryota; Ciliophora; Oligohymenophorea; Peniculida; Parameciidae. The record is from the annotation of a GenBank genome assembly.
AUGAAAGAAGACGAUUCUUCAAUAUCGUAAAAAAAGAUAGAUGAAUUAAUUAAGGAAUAAAAAUAUGCUGCACUUAUUUAGAUGAUUUCUAGAAGAGAUCCAAAUAGGUAUACUUAUUUAGUUUAUUAUUUUAGACUUAAACAAUACAACUCUAUAAAAAUAAAGAAUUAAAUAUUCAGAUUGAAUUAAGAUGUUGCUGUUUGUGCUAAUAAUAAUGAUGUGUACUCAGGUAAACUAAUCAAGAUAUUUUGUAUUAAAGAUUAAAAUAAUCAAUAUGUUCCUGUAAUAUAAGUUCAAUGGUAUUUUCUAUUUCAUAUUAUUUAUAGGUAUUACACAAAAUAAGAUCUAAAUUUAGAUAAGAAACUUAUGAAAUGUAUUUCAAUAAAGGAAUUGUUUUUUUCAACUCAUAUUGAAUUUUUGGCAGCUAAUAAAUUAUAAUGUCCUAUAGAAGUGAUGACAUUUGAUCAAUAUACAUAAUUAGAAUAUGAAGAAGAAACUAAAUUCUUUAGUAGAGCAGCAAUAGAUCUUAAAACAAUGGAACCUAUGCCUACAGUUGGAGAAUGGCCAAAAUCAUGUGUUUGUAGAAUGCCAUAGAAUCCAGAUAUAUAAAUGAUUUAAUGUGAAACAUGUGGAGAAUGGUUUCAUUUAGAUUGUGUUAAUAUUAAACCAGAAGAAGCAGAAUAAAUUGAACAUUAUAAAUGUCCAGGUUGCUAAUGA